Messenger RNA from Leptopilina heterotoma, 1670 nucleotides. RefSeq names its product dnaJ homolog shv (gene shv). Gene Ontology annotation, cellular component: endoplasmic reticulum. Gene Ontology annotation, biological process: protein maturation; protein folding. NCBI's taxonomy places the organism in Eukaryota, Metazoa, Arthropoda, Insecta, Hymenoptera, Figitidae. Gene Ontology annotation, molecular function: misfolded protein binding. The record is from RefSeq and is a predicted model, not a curated record. Bases 90 to 1163 code for a protein of 357 amino acids. The transcript has 5 exons.
AUUGUUUGACGUGUGAUGUAAACCAAUCAGAGGCAACCACGACCAAAAUCUUGAAGAUUGUGACAGAAGUUGUUAAAACGUCUGCUAGAAUGGCAGGAACACAAUUUAUGAGGAUAUUCCUCCUUAAUUUAUCAUUAUGUGUAAUAAUUACAUUAGCAGGGAGAGAUUUUUACGAUAUUUUAGGAGUUAGACGGAGUGCCAGUACACAUGAGAUUAAAAAGGCUUAUAGAAAAUUAGCAAAGGAAUUGCAUCCUGAUAAAAAUAAGAAUGAUCCUGAUGCUUCGCAAAAAUUUCAGGAUCUUGGAGCUGCUUAUGAAGCACUUUCAGAUCAGGAAAAUCGAAAAUUAUAUGAUAGAUGUGGUGAGGAGUGUUUAAAAAAGGACGGUUCUAUGAAUGGUGCCGAUCCUUUCUCCAGUUUCUUUGGUGAUUUUGGUUUUCACUUUGGUGGUGAACAACAACAGCAUCAAACUCCUAAGGGAGAUAAUAUUGUUAUGGAAUUAUUUGUAACUCUCGAAGAGUUGUAUAGUGGUAAUUUUAUAGAGAUAACGAGAAAUAAACCUGUGAUGAAAGCAGCAAAAGGGACGAGAAAAUGCAAUUGCAGACAGGAAUUAGUAACACGUAAUUUAGGUAGCGGAAGGUUCCAAAUGAUACAGCAAAAUGUUUGCUCCGAAUGUCCGAACGUACAAUUGGUUAAUGAGGAGCGAAUUCUAGAGGUGGAAGUUGAAGCCGGAAUGGUUGACGGUCAAGAAACGAAAUUCACUGCAGAAGGAGAACCUCAUAUUGACGGAGAUCCCGGCGAUUUGAUUCUAAAAAUUCAGGCCCAACCUCACGACACAUUCGAGCGAAUUGGUGACGAUCUUUACACAAAUGUGACGAUAUCGUUACAAGAUGCACUGAUUGGUUUCAGUGUCGAUAUCGUUCAUUUGGAUGGACACAAAGUAACCAUCACGAGGGACAAAGUAACGAAACAUGGCGCUCGAAUCAGGAAAAAGGGAGAGGGUAUGCCUAAUUAUGAUAACAAUCAUCUCUACGGCAAUUUAUACAUUACGUUCGAUGUCUCCUUCCCGGAUAAAGAAUUUUCAGCCGAAGACAAAGAAGCAAUUAAAAAUUUAUUGAAACAAACAUCCAACAACAGGAUAUACAAUGGAAUUCGAGGAAAUUAAAAAAAAUAGUUUUGAUUAAAUUUUCUAAAUGUAAAAGGAGAAACACUGUACUAAUUAGUGCAAAAAAAGAAAAAGCAAUCCUUGCAACAAGUGCUUCAUGAUUCCUGUUUCUUCCUCGAAACAUUUUUUUUUGGUUAUCAGUCGCACUUUGUACUUCUAGAUUUAGAAUUUCUCUUUUUUGGUGAAAUAAGAAAGAAAAUGCUAAUGAAGUAUAUUACAAGACUGUUAAACUAUACUUACAUUGUUCAUCAGCAUAAUAUCUUGGAGUGACGUUUGCAAGGAUCAAUCCAAUAGAUUUAUUUGAAUUUUUAAGUUAUUGUUGAGUGUGUGAUAGUGUACAUGUAUUUUGCUAAAUGAAAUCAUGUUUUUUCAUACAUGCUGUUUAUAUUCGAGUAUCUGACUAAAAGAAUUUUUAAGAUCUUGUUAGAAAAAAAAAGUGUAUUUUGAAUUUGAAUGGAUAAAGUAUGUAUGAGAACAAGAUGAAAAUAUAUCAACGUGAAAGGAGAA